AUGGAACUAGAUGGUAAAGCGGAUGGAGGUCUGGAUACUCUACGAGAUGUGACUACCGGAUUAGAGGCCCAGUUAAAAAAGCUAACUUUUGGUGGCGUUAACGAAGGCUAUUUGUCCAUUGAGUACUAUGCCACAGAUCUACCUGAUAAAAAUCCUACGAACGUGGAAGAUCUUGUAAAACUUAUUCAAGAGUUCCCAUCCAGAUUGAAAACAAUUAAUAACGGGCUGGGAGUUUCUAUUAAGGUAUAUUUUUAUUGCGUUUUGAAAGAGUGGUCAAUCUAAGUUUUUAUAAUAAUGACAACGAUAAUAAUGGGUGCAAAUAUCGAGUUCUUAUCUGGAUGACCUAAAUAAGUUGUGCUCUACUAUAAACGCUUUUGAUCUAUGAUCCCAUAAAGUGGUCUUGCUGGCAGCCAUAGUAGGGAACUUAAGAACAGCAAAAAAGCAAUAGGGUUAGAUUGGCAAAACAGCAAUUCUGCACGUGCAUCACGCUUUUUUUCUACAUUUCUUUUGCGGUCACUGCACGACUACGACGUGAAAAUGGCCGUUUUUAUGCUAGAAACGUUAAAGUCGUCUUAAGACGGCUUUAACGUCUAGUAUAAAAACGGUAAUUAAGAGAGACGCAUUUAAACGUCUGACGACGUUAACGUCUUCUGUUAAGUAAAACAGGAUGCUAUAAAUUGGGACGCAUUUAUGUCCAACUCGUCCAGAGACGACUGGGAAGAGUCAGCGUUGUUGUUGUUUUUUUUUUCAGAGCACUCCGGGCUUUCUUUCAAUGUUAUCGUCCACUUUCAUGUGUCCCAUUUUUACCCCAGUCGACUUUAACGUCUCAGACGUUAAAUACGUCUAGACCACUUUAACGUCUUUAGCCUGGGGGACGUGAACAAAAGACAACGAUUUUCUCUUACUUUUCCUGAAAUUCGAUUCAGUCUUUUAGAAUUCAAGUUUGCCAACAUUUGACGAAUUGAACAAGAUGGAUCCAGUAAGGGCGGUAAAGUUUGACGCACCCCGACUUCACUUUUUAACAAAAUGUUUUUAAGUGACGUUUUCAUAACCGUCGCCAUCGUUGUUGCUUACGCUCCCUUUUACACGGGAAAUUUACGUUCAUUUAACAGGAGGUGUUAGAGACAUGUUUCUUGCUAGACUUGCUUCAGCGAUUAAAAUACCGUAUUUAAACGAUUAAAAGCCGCGUUAAAAUUUUAGUACUUUGAUACGGUGUUUAUUCGAGGGCGACGUUUCAGUGAUCAAGUAUUAUACUACAAACUAUAAAUUUUACAACUGUGAUGUAUUUGGUUUUGUUUUAGAUUGAACUUCAACCAAAAGAAAGUGUUUACCCAGCAUUAGAUAAAGUUUCAAGCGUCCAAGUGAUGGAAUGCGACAUCGAUGAAAUAAAGAGCUGCUUUGACGAUCUUUAUGAGGCACAGAGACUUGUGUCAGAGUACAAGGAUAAAGGGGGAGUGCUAGACAGCGACAUGAAAAAGUUCAAUUCUGUUGUUACCAAGACCCUGUGUACGUUCCGCUCUGCUAUAUCCAGCCUAGAUGAAGAAAAAGUUGAAGAAUGUCUAGAGAAGUACGGGAACGCCUUGGAUGGAAUUUACUACGGAAAAAAAUUUGCAACAUGCUGGAAGGAAAUGUUAACGAAAAAACGGGAAAAGGUGUGUAUAAGUUUUUUUUAAGCUACGCGCCAACUUAAAUGUACUUAAGUAAGGGUUAUCGGCCUGAAGCGAGGGGUUAUGUGAUUUAUUCCCCUCGUGCGUUGCCCGAGCAAGAGGAAUAAAUCACAUAACCACGAGCUGAAGGCCGAUAAACGGGUUAUUUUUACAUUGGCGACGAUUCCUCAAGGGAUGCAAAAAUACAACGACGAAAAAUGCCUCUAUUGUUCAUCUUUUUUUGUUUUUUAACACUCCAUGCUGGCACUGUCUGCAUUCACAAGUUUCUCGGCUUUUUAAUCAUGUUAGUUUAAGUCGCAUUUCGAAUUAGUUGCUCGUAGUGAAUGUUAGAAACAGCCUAAAAAAGGGCCAAAGGAAAGAGCCAAGCAGUGUCGAGCGAUUCAGAGUCAGAAGUAGAGCCGUUUAUUAUCCAAACUAAAGCAGCUUUAGUGGCGGUACUGCAAUUGAGCUUUCGGAAAACAAUUUUGAAUCUUCAUUUGCGGGUGCAGACAACGAGCAAGCAGUUCACAAUUUCAGUUUUCGCACGGAGGAUCUUUCGACCGACCUGCAUGUUUACAGAUAAAGAAGAUUCCGGGCGAGGGAUCACUACUGGAACUGACAAGGAAAUUUAGGCGAGGAAUAAAGCAAGAAUACCACAAAACACAAAGAGGUCAACUAACAUGUCUUCAUGGAGUACAGGAGUUUGGGAUGACUGGUUAAAGAACGGAACACCUUACCAUGAUAACAGUGACACUUUCCUGGAACCGUAGAAUUUUAAAGACACUGUUCAAUUUCGGAAAUCGAUGAACCACCAACUAAGAAAAUCCGUAAAUGUGGCGCAAAAGAAACGGAGUUCAGUUUAAUUUUAGUAAUUGUAGCGUCGUGUUUAAUAUUUCCAAUAAGCAUAUAAAUUUGUAAAUUCGUUCUUUAUGAAAAGUUAAUUAAAAUGUGAGGGGAUUAUGUAUUAAUCUGCAAGGGGGAUAAGGGCCUGUUUACAUGGAGUGGGGGACCCCGGUCUAGUGAGGUUGGUUUCUUUUGUUGUCACGCUUUGGGGAACACAAAACAAAAGAAACCUACCCCACCAAACCGGGGUCCCCCACUCCAUGUAAAAAGGGUCUAAGUCACUUAUCCCCCUUGCAUAUAUAGAGGAUAUUACACGGUGGCGCGAAGAUAUGAAUUUUAUUUUCGAGUGGCAAAACAAUAUUUUACGAACGAGCGCAGCGAGUGAGUAAAAUAUUGUUUUUGCCACGAGAAAAUAAAAUUCAUAUCUUCAAGCCGCCAUUGUAAUGUUCUUUUUAUUAUAUAGACAAAAAGACAUCGAUAAAAUAAUAGAGGGAAAUGACCGAAAUUACGUCAUCGAUAAACUCGCGUGUGAGAUUAUGGAAAAUAAACCACUCGGGUCCCGGAUGUAGUUUUUAUGAAUUUCACGAGUGGUAUUUUCCUGUAAAACACUCGUGUCUAUAUAAUAAUAAUACAUAAUCCCCUCGCAUUUUAAUUAGCUGUUCAUUAGCCCCGCUCUUCCCUUCAAACAAUCAAAGCCGCACCUAGCUUUUCAGACAGUUGAUUCGGGGGUUAUGUAAUAUAUUCUCCCCGAAGAGAACAAAGGAAUCCGAGCUUAUGUAAAAAUAAUAUUUCAGUAUGGGUGGUUAUCACGUUACGUCAUUGCCGCCAUGCUGGUGGACGGUAAACAAAAGAUCGCUCAUUAGCUCGCUUUGUUUGUCCACCAGCAUUUGUUCAUUUCACCAUUGUUAUUUGUGUCUCCCGAGAUUGCAUGAAAACCACCUAUACUUUAAUUUUAAGACCAUUUUCCCUGAGACUAAUGGACCCUAACAGUGAAAAGUGCAGGUAUGUAUUUGAAAUAACUGAGCUGGUGGUUCUAUAGUUUCUAAAUCAGAGUCAGUUGGAAGUACUAAAUAUCCUCCCGCUUAACUUUCGGUACAGUGCAAGUCAGUUUCUUCCAUUAUUAUGCAUGAAGUCUCUAACAAUUGUUUGCCGGAAAAUAGUUCUAACUUAUUUCUUGAACCUUCACAAGUGCAUAGCUACAAAACUAGGUUUUCAGAGACUGGUAAUCUUUACAUUAAAUAUUCCAAGGCAAAUCAUUUAAAAUAUUCGUUUCCUAGAUUUGGUCCAAGAAUUUGGAACAGUAUUCCUCAAAGUGUCCGAGUACUUCCUAAACACAAAUUUAACGCUUCUUUACAUCAGCUCCUUUUACAUAUUUUAGAAUUAGAGGAUACUUAAGUUGACACACCUACUUUGAUUAAUAAACUAAGCAAGAUGACAAGAAAUGUAAAAUAUGUUUGUUAUUUUGUAUCGUUGUAUUGUAAUAACUUCAGUAAAUCUUCUUGUGUCAUUUAUAUAGAUCUAUCAUCCUUUUUCUUUCUUCUGCUUAAUUUCUUCUUAGUAAAUUACUUUGUUUCCUCUACCCGCCUCGAUUAGCUAAGCUAUUUGAGAGCAGAGGAUUAUAUGUUUUAAUUUAAUUUAAUUUGUAACUUAUGAAGAUCAGUAAACUUCAGAUAUCAAAAAAUUAAGUAAAUUGGAAUAACCACAAUGAAAAUUGAAAGAACGCGAAUUCACAUUUCAAGCGACGUUUCAGCCACAGUCCUCGGAUCUUAAGGUCCCUAUUAUUAAUUGAAAUAAUAGAAAACACUUCUUUCCUUGUGAUUUAUUUCAAAUGAUUUCCUACUUUCUUCUGCCCUCACUGUCUGCAUGCUGUUUUGAUCUACGCACCUUCAACAACUUUCACAUUUCUGACUGCUGGUAAGAUCAAUUGUCUUUCUCGCUUGCUAAUGGAUCUCAACAGAAGAAGAUAACGGCCGGGAUCUCCAAAAGAUGAUCUUUGAUCGAGAUAAAGUGGUGGCCGUAUUUACGAGGAUGUAAAUAAAUAACAAAAUCAGUAAACUUUUAUUCGGGAAAGGAAACAACUGGUCGUAAUAACGCUGUGAUAUUUUACGACUAAAGGUGGUUCUAAUCUAGGGUUUAACAGUGUAGUAGUCAUGAUGAUUUUACAUUUUUGUUCAUUUUUUUGCAGCUUCAAACAACUAACAUAAAGGUAGGUUAUAUUAAGAAAUGUUCAAGAAAAUUCUUUUAGGAAUCAGUCGACCAUCUGUGAUUUUUAUACAAAGCCAUAUUUCGCCCAUUCAUAGCAUGUGCCAAAGCUGAGAAAUUUGGCACGAACACAAUAGAAUAGAAUAGAAAAAAAUCCUUUUGUAUGUAUCACUACAUUAUGGUACUUUUGAUUGCACAUUCCGUUCUUUGCAAAAGAGCGAUGCCAAAUGAACAAAUUCAAACAAAGUUAUAACAGACCUUAACCUCGGGAACUGAGCACCGGGUCCCCGUCUGCACACGUUUUCUGUUAGUAGUCCGCUGCUUUGGAUACCCAUAAAUGAUCCUGUUAAGGCCACGUAUCAAAAUGGUGCUUGGGCAGGGUGCAAUACAGCAAAUACCUCGUACCAUUUUACCAUGGUGUGGUCGUUUGGCCUAAACAGAGUAAUUAAAUUGAGGGUGUUGUCCUAAAUGUUAGCCUUUUUUUGUCCUAGACAGGGUCAGGGUUUCAAACCUUUACCCAGAUAUUGGUCUAAUCCCCCCCGGGCCAGAUGACUUGUCAUUAUAACUAAUAUACUGCCUUUUCUACUGUAGCUUCCAAGUGGAAAAGACCUCACUGUUGUUCUCCUCGGGAAGACCGGCAAUGGAAAAAGCGCGACAGGAAACACAAUCAUUGGGAAAAAUUGCUUUCGGUCUACGCUGGAUCCUUCUUCUCGAACACAGCAAUGUGCCUAUGGAACCAGAACCCUCGAGCGUCACAUUUCCGUGAUAGACACCCCAGGCCUUCUAGAUUCCUUCACAGUUGAAAGGCUGAAAACUGUGCCUCUUACAAGCGGAACAAGACACGCCAAAAAACAGAUUUGGAAAGAAGUGUACAGAAUUUUUGCACUGGCUCCGACUGGAUUUGAUGCUAUCCUGCACGUUGUGAAGUAUGGUUCUCGAUUCACAGACGAAUGUAGACAAGCAUUACGGCUCCUGAUCAACUUUCUGGGCAGUAGAUCUAAAGAGUACUUGAUUCUUAUUCUUACAUAUGGUGACCAGGCGAAGUUGGACGCAGAAGACGAAAACAUAAGAGUAGAAGAAUGCAUUUGGCGGUGGAUUCGCACAUUGCCACAUUGGGUGCAAGACUAUAUCAACGACAUUAGUGGUCGAGUGGUACUGUUUGACAACAGGCUGAGGGAAGAUAAAGAUCCUGUGGGCUUUAAAAAGCAAUUGACUCAUCUUAUUGAGGUAAAUAGCGUUCUAUAUUUGCGGGGCUUUGUUAUGAAUCUAAGCGAUAUGUUCCAAAUCAGUGCAUUCUGAUUGUCGACUGAAUGGCUAUUUGAACUCGGGAUAGCGCUGCUAGCCGUUUAGGAAUGAUAACAGAAUUAUUAGUACGGUUAUACAAAAAGCUAAACGAAAUGAUUUUCCGAGAGAUUCGGAAAAAUAAAAAAGCACACACAAAAUAGAAAAAUCUCUCAUAACAGGAUAAUAAUAAUCAUAAUAAAUGUAGAGACGAUCAUCGCAGUUAAAGGCUCGACCAUUAUGCAGUUGUGAAAAAAAAGCUUCAAGAUUGCGAUACCGGGGCAGCGCUCUAGACAAUUAAGCUAGCAAGCUUUAAAAAGUCGUGAAAAAAAACAGUACUGGGAUCCGAAACAUUGAAUUUUGAAUUUCCCAUUAACGUGUUGUAGGAGUCGGCGGUAUAGUUCACUUGUGGAGGCUGGUGUUGAUUGUCACAAAUCUAACGUGAAACGGCUAGCUUUACUUCUCAAAACAGUAAAACGCAUGCUCUUUUUAGACAAUAUUUUGUUACGCUACAUUCUGAUUUAUAAUCUAGAAGUAUCUUUUAAUUUCACUUAACAUUUCUACUGUUAAAUGUGAUUAAAAUGUUCACUGUGCUGUAAAAACUGUUCUUUUCCUUACUCCCGGCUAUUUUCUUUCUUUCUAUUUUCUAUUUUCUCUUUUUCGAUUUCCCUUGAAGUUUCGAGUUAUCGGGAGCCUACUGAACAAUAAUGCUGCGGUUAAUUCUUGGCUCGCUAAACGCUAUUGUAAUACGUAGCUCCAAAUCUAGCCAAAAUUGUUCUUUGUUUCCCUUAAAUCAGUACGUGAUGUAUAUUAUCUAUGCAACCUAUAAGUAAACGUCACGCAGUGACGUAAAAUAAGGAACUAGCGUUACCUAAUAUAAAAUACAAUUGACUAUUAUCUGACAUUACCUAAGAGCUAUGGAAAUAACGAAAUAAAAUUACUUUUCUGCUUUCUUUCAGACUAUCGACAAAAUGAAUUUUCGAAAAAGUCCUUUUAUCAACAGUUUGACUAACGCUUCUAAAGAAGUUCUCGAUGAGCACGUCAAGAAAGCUUUGGACUCCAGUGGAUUUACUGUGGAGUUUGAAAAGCUGGAAAAAGAGAGGAGACAAAUUGAAGAUCUGCUAAAGGAAGGAAAGCUUAGUGAGGAGGAGAAAGUUAAGUAUGACAAGUUACUCAGGGAAGUUAAUGUCAAAUUUGAUGCCAAAGAGAAAGAGAGGAAAGGGAUAGAAAAACAAAAAAGAGAAGAACAAGCAGAAAAAGAGUCUCAAGAAUCUGGUGGGGAGGCAACAGAGAGAGUUCAAGCCCAGGCGGGCUGGUGGAUAUUUACAGCCCAGGGCGGGUGUUUCCCAGGGUCAUCCACAUUUGUCGACAAGUACGGCUUGCAAAGAGAGAUGCAUUCUUUGAAGACUGGCGAAAAAGUUCAGGUCGCUGCGAAAGGGAGCAUUUGCCUAGAACCGGUCAUCACUUUCAUUCACCGUGAACAAGACAAACUGCAGGAAUUCCUUAGCAUCACCACAACAAAAAACAACAACUUGAAGAUAACCGAAGACCAUCUUCUCUUUGUGGAAAAGAAGGGCAUAUCACAAGCCAUUCCCGCCAGGGAUGUCAAAAUUGGAGACACAGUUUACGUGAAACAGAAUGGCCACAUGAGAACUGCUACAGUCCAAGAUAUCAGCAUUGUGUAUGAGAAAGGUGUUUACGCCCCAGUGACCCGUAGUGGCACUGUUCUGAUCAACGAUGUGCACACCUCCUGCUACUUUGAUGUGUUAUCACAUAAGUUGUCCCACCGGGCCAUGGGAGUUCCUCGCGCUGUAUAUCAUGUGUCCCCUCGGAUUUUACGCUGGAUUAGCGGUUUUGGAGAGAAAGAUGGAUUUCCGGGCUGGUGUAGACUGGCUCAUAAAAUCCUAACCUAG
Porites evermanni is the source of this 7885-nucleotide messenger RNA. The record is from the annotation of a GenBank genome assembly. Lineage: Eukaryota; Metazoa; Cnidaria; Anthozoa; Scleractinia; Poritidae.